AUCUUGCUGGCUUGGUUAUUGAUGGAGAAGAAAUUCUUGAACAAUCCCAGAAUCAAAAUAUUCCAGUUAUUGUUGAAGCUCAGAAAUGUUUAUGCAACCUGAUUUACAAUUGCAAAUCUGCCCAGAGAAUAUGCAGUAUGAAUGGUUGUGUCGAAGGUAUUAUGCUGAGACUUCGAACCUAUCAAGAUUUUCAGUUUCCACAUGAUAUAAAAUUUUUUGACAUGAGAAUGCUGUUUUUAUUGACUGCUUUAUGUGCAGAAAUCAGGCCAAAAUUAAGAAAUAAUCUUCAUGGCACUAUAUAUCUCAUGGAAGUUUUAGAUUUAAUAUUAAAAUGUAAUGCUGAAAGGCUGUUAGAACAGAAUCUUCAUCAUAAAAAGGAAGGAAAGAAACGUUACAGUAGAGGAAGCAGAAAACAGAAGGGAAAUAAAUGUUUUCCAGAUGCAGAACAGUAUAUUAAUCCAUGCUUAAGUGUUGAAGAAGUUGAUCUUGCUUGCGAAGUAUUGAAAGUGCUCUUUAACCUUACGGUUAAUAUCGAUAGAUAUAAUUUAGAUGAGGAAGAAGAAGCCCAUUUUAUGAGAUUAGUUAGUAUACUGCAUGAUAUUUUGCUAUGUGAUACGUCAACUGUGGAUAAGAAAAAUGAAUUACACAGUCAUACUGUGAAUCUUUUGACCAAUAUGCCUACUUCCAGCUACGAAGAAUUGUUAAUACCCAUAACAGACAUUCCUAUUGAUAAAAGUGAUAAUAAAGAGCACGAAUAUGAAGGGAUGAGUAUGGAAGUUAUCUCAGUUCUUUUAAAAUUUAUGGAAAAUCGAUUAGAUAAGAAAACAGAAAUAAAGGAAGGUCUGACUCCAGUUCUGACUUGUCUUUGUGAAUGCGCUCGUGCAAACCGAACAAUCCGAAAAUAUCUCCGUAUUAAGGUCUUGCCACCACUCAAAGAUGUCAUGAACAGACCAGAGGAAGGCAUGACUCUUAGAAAUAGAUUAGUUAAAUUGAUGACUUCUCCUAUGACUGAUGUUAAAGAGCUUGUAGCAGAUUUUCUCUUCAUUUUAUGUAAAGAAAAUGUGGAACGACUUAUUAAGUACACUGGCUACGGUAAUGCCGCAGGACUUCUCACUAAUCAUGGGCUCAUGCACGGAAGACAAGGAAAUGCAAGGGAUUAUUCUAGUGAUUCUGAUGAUAGUGAUACAGAAGAAUAUCUUAAAUAUAAAGACAGAAUAAAUCCGGUGUCAGGAUGUUACGAAGAACCGAAACCUAGUCCGCUUGAAGGCAUGUCAGAAGAGCAAAAGGAAUACGAAGCAAUGCAGCUUGUAAAUAUGAUGAAUAAAUUGACCAGGGACGGCAUCAUUCAACCCAUGAAAGUGGGCGACGACGGAAAGCCCCAUCCGGUGGAACACAUGCUCGAGCUUCGAGAAUGAAUCGUCUAAUCAUCGAAUUCAAUUACUUUGUAAUUACAGCAUUACAAACCAAAAAAAAAUUAUGAUAUAUUGCCAGAUUUUUUAGCAUGAAGAUUCUUUUAGCAGUUCUUUAUACUUACAGAUUAUUUAUAUGCCAGUUUUGGUAAUGUAACCAUCAAUUAUGUAUACUUGGCAAAUUUGUUUUAUUCUUUCAUUGUACAUUCUGUUUUCUAACGAUUUUAGAAAACCGGACGGUUAUUUAUACCUUGAGAAUUUAAUGUGUUCAUUUAAAUGUAUGGAAAGAAAGUAUCAAACUGCGAAACUAUUUUAUUGAAUGCUAAUAUUAUAAAAGAAAUAGCUUUAUCUGAAUCUAUUUUUAUGUACUAUAUAAUUGUAAUAUUUGUUAUCGUUUACUGAACUUAAUGUUACGUAAAUGCAGCGAAUGCCGAAGCAUAAUUUGUCUUCUAAGUUCCUCUCUCUCCGUCAUUUAGUUCCAAGGAAGACCUUCGAAUCGUAUAUUUACAUAUAUUUAAGAAGAGAAGGAGUUAAAUUUCUGCAAAGUAAAACUACGAAGACGUAUUUAUAUAUUAUUAUUAUUAUUAUUAUCAUCAUCAUUAGUAAUAGUUUUUGUAAGUAACGUAAACUCUUGUGUAUCGUUCAAAAGUGAAUUUUGAAAGUUUUGUGAUCUAUCGACUGUCAUACGUAUACAUAUAUAUAUAUAAAAUUAUAUAUAAAUCUAUCAUUUAAGAGUCUUAAAAACAAUUACACAAAGUGCAUUCUUGCUUUUCCGAAAUAUUAAAUUUGUUAAGAGACCAAUAUUGAUAUAUUAUAUAUUUAUAUGGUUCUAAUUUAGAACUUUAUUAUUAUAUAUAUUAAAAUUUAUUGAUGGAUAUCUUUAAGUGUAGCAUUUCGUCGAUAAUUCUUUCAGCAAAUUUAGGAUUUGUAAUUGCCGUCAUACAGUGAAUAUGUAUAUUUUAUCAUCGGUACCUUCCCCAAAAGAAGAAAGGUAUUUUAAGAUAAUUUUUUCCUCGUUGUUCAACAGGAAAAUAUGUAAUCUGUUUUCAGAAAUAAAACCGAACCAAAAAAAAAGGAAAAUAACGAAGAAAUCUCUGGUUUUUUAUUGUUCUUGCAUGAAAAUAUUUGCAAAUAAAUAGAAAAUAAAGUCUUCUAGAACUUUUUUUUUAA
Molecule: messenger RNA, 2579 nt
Organism: Centruroides sculpturatus (bark scorpion)
Lineage: Eukaryota; Metazoa; Arthropoda; Arachnida; Scorpiones; Buthidae
Gene: ric8a
Product: synembryn-A-like
Exons: 14
Coding region: 138-1415 (425 amino acids)
Biological process (GO): G protein-coupled receptor signaling pathway
Cellular component (GO): cytoplasm
Molecular function (GO): G-protein alpha-subunit binding; guanyl-nucleotide exchange factor activity
Source: RefSeq, a predicted model, not a curated record